Penaeus indicus is the source of this 602-nucleotide messenger RNA. RefSeq lists its product as uncharacterized. NCBI's taxonomy places the organism in Eukaryota, Metazoa, Arthropoda, Malacostraca, Decapoda, Penaeidae. The coding region runs from base 16 to 318 and encodes 100 amino acids. The transcript is spliced from 2 exons. The record is from RefSeq and is a predicted model, not a curated record.
GAUUUUUGCGCUUAUAUGAAUGUUGAUAAUUACGUAUGCACAGAGUAUUUACCUGGCUUUGCCCUGCCCCUUUCAGCCAACGGCCCGAGGCGACACACCACCGACUCCGAACCUGACAACCAGACUUUCAAUAAUCCUGCUCCUACUAUUGACGAGAAAGCCGUGACGCAGAUGCUCGAGGACGUCAACCUCGACGAAGUUUUUGCCGACAAAGAAACGAGGAUGAAGUUCCUUACCAAGGCCGUGAGCGACCUCUCCGAAAGACUCGCGAUCAAUCACAAGCUUCAGUGCCAGAACGAGGGCCAGCAGAGGCAGUGAGGAGGAGGAGGAGGGAGAGGAAGAGGAAGAGGAGGAGGAGGUGGGAGAGGAAGAGGAGGAGAAGGAGGAGGAGGCAAGGGAAAGGGAAAAGGACAAAGGAGGGAAGGAGAAAAACAGGAGGAGGAGGAGGGAGAGGAAGAGAAGAGAAGAAGGAGGCUAGGGAAUGGAGAGAGGAAAAAGGGUAAAGGGAAAGGGAGGAAGUAGAGGUAGCAACAAAGGUGAUGGAAAGAGCAAAGAAGAGGGUGAGCGAAUGUGAGAGAGGAAAGAGAAGAUAUAUAUAUAUA